Messenger RNA from Xiphophorus hellerii (green swordtail), 1386 nucleotides. Its product is annotated as regulator of G-protein signaling 13-like. NCBI's taxonomy places the organism in Eukaryota, Metazoa, Chordata, Actinopteri, Cyprinodontiformes, Poeciliidae. The record is from RefSeq and is a predicted model, not a curated record. The transcript is spliced from 5 exons. Bases 27 to 641 code for a protein of 204 amino acids.
GUGGCUGCGCGGGCUCGGAGAAACAGAUGCAGUUGGAGAACUCUGAGAGCAGCCUACCAAAAGAAACCGCACAUGUACCAAGAGCUGUUGCCAUGCCAAGUCUAGCCACAUUGACACCGCCGCAACACCUAAACAUGGACAUCGACAAGAAAGCUGUUGGAUACAGGGGAGGAAACCUAAAGUCUCGGCUUCAGAGUAAAUUAUCUCAACCGGCCAACACAGAGGAGCUCUGUUUUGAAGAGAUGUCCCAGUGGUCACAGUCACUGGAGAGACUUCUGUCCUCCAAAUACGGGAUGAAAAUAUUCCAGGCCUUCCUGAAGUCGGAGUUCAGUGAUGAAAACCUGGAGUUCUGGGUGGUGUGUGAGGACUUCAAGAAGAUCAAGUCUUCCUUCAGAAUGUCCUCAAGGGCCAAAAAGAUCUUCAAACUCUACAUCCAAGCCGAAGCUCCCAGAGAGAUCAACAUCGAUCACAAGACCAGGGAGGUAAUCAGGACCAACAUGAAGGUUGCGUCCGCAGUGUGUUUCGAAGAGGCCCAGAAGAUUGUCUACGGGUUAAUGGAGAAGGACUCAUACCCACGCUUCCUAAAGUCGGACAUUUACAGGACUUUGCUGGACUCUACAUCAGGGCCAAUGAGGACGUAAAGAAAACACAUGCCAGAGGCUUCGCCGUACUGUAAAGCAGUGUCAAACGCUUGGACGGACUGAGAAGACUGGGGGUUUGUCGACCCAUUGGGCUCGAUCUAACACGUUCGCCGGAAUGCCUGGACUUUCCUCUGUAGUCUGAGAGCUACUUAGGGAUUCUCUUUACCACGUAUAACUCUGCUUGGGGCAUUUUUGCUUGUAAAAACAGUUACGUAUGCAGAUCUGAGCAGUCUCCUGAGCUAAUGUGGGUCUCUGCUCAGAAUGCGACUCUGAAAGCACAGCUGAUCCGGAUGGAGCUGGAAAGCAAGAGACUUCCCGAAGAGACGAUGACUGUGCAAUGAAAAUGCUGGGGACUUUCUGCGAGUGACAGCUGAAACUAGACAGUCCCCCUUCCACCCAAAGUGAAAGCGUACCCUGGGGUACUUAUCUACAAUUUGCUCUUCCAUUCAGGUUUAUUGUUAUCGCACUAAAGCAAUAGCUAAGUAGAUGCUAUCAGAGGUGUGGGGUUUUUUAAAUUUUUUAUCUUUAUUCACAAUUUUAUGCAUUCACAAUGUUUCCAUUCUGACAUCAGACUCACUGAGUUGAUAUGUUACAACUGUAAUGAAAUAAUAUAAGCUAUUUGUUCUACAUGUACUUGGGGGAUGUGUUAGGGUAGGACUUUGCUACCCUAACAAAAUAUGUAAAAUAUUCAAAUUGAGUUGUGGUGUUUAAUAAAAAAUAAAAAAAACAUACUUGGACUCAAAUA